AUGGCGUCCUCAUGUACGCUAUCCCCCGCCAUAAUCCCUUCUCAGCUGUGCUCGAGCAAGAAUGGGGUGAACUCGGUCUCGAACGUCGCGCUCCCGAGAUUCGGUAGCGGCAAGAGGAUGAAGGUUUCGUGCAUGGCGACGAGCGUGCCGGCCGAUCGUGUGCCCGACAUGGGAAAGAGGCAGCUCAUGAAUUUGCUGCUAUUGGGCGCCAUAUCUCUUCCCUCUGCUGGCAUGUUGUUGCCUUACACUUACUUCUUUGUUCCUCCAGGUGGUGGUGGGUCCGGUGGAGGUACCGUAGCAAAAGAUGCUUUAGGUAAUGAUGUUAUUGCCGAGCAAUGGCUCAAGAACCAUGGACCAGGUGAUCGGACCCUUACGCAGGGACUAAAGGGUGAUCCCACGUACCUCGUUGUGGAGAAUGACAAAACACUUGCGACGUACGGUAUAAAUGCCGUGUGUACCCAUCUCGGCUGUGUCGUCCCAUGGAAUGCGGCUGAAAACAAGUUUAUUUGCCCCUGCCAUGGAUCUCAGUACAACAAUCAAGGAAGAGUUGUUAGGGGACCUGCUCCUUUGUCCUUGGCGUUGGCUCAUGCCGAUAUUGAUGAUGGUAAGGUCGUUUUUGUCCCGUGGGUCGAGACAGAUUUCAGAACUGGUGAGAACCCAUGGUGGUCGUAA
This is a messenger RNA of Striga hermonthica, 672 nucleotides long. NCBI's taxonomy places the organism in Eukaryota, Viridiplantae, Streptophyta, Magnoliopsida, Lamiales, Orobanchaceae. The record is from the annotation of a GenBank genome assembly.